AUGAGCCAUAGCAAGUAUACCACUGUCGAUCCUGAGGACGAUAUCCUCUUCUCUGUUGAUGAUGAGCCAAACUUCAACGCUUCUACCGGUGAUACCGGGGUUGAGGGGAUCACUGGUGGAUAUAGUAGUGCAGAUCAGACGAAGAAUGAAGUGCAGAAAAGGGGGUUGUUUAAUGCACUUGCUCCGUACUAUCAGAUAACUAGUGAGCAGCUUUAUCACAAGAUUGCGACAAGCGUAAUGUUUGGUAAGGUGCACAGUGCGGAGCUAGGUCCUAACGCCAACAUUGAGGUGUACUCUACGAUAUGGGUGAUUAUCAGUGUUGUUGUCAGUCUUUAUAUAUCGUAUGGCGGUAAGCAGCUGGUGGAACACAUGAUUGCAGGAAGUAAGAUAAGUGACGAUAAAGGAACGUACACUGUGUUGCUGGGGGUAUUCUUUUUGUUUACAGGGUACGUGGUUGCUGUUCCCUUAAUAUUGAAGGCUGUAGUCACAUACGUGUUUAACGAGAACUUAGGCGCAGUAGAGCUGAUACAGUGGUAUGGUCUUAGCUGCGUUGUUUGGAUACCUUUGGCACUAGUUAGUGUUUUAACAAGCCUCUUACCGAAGGGGUGGAAUGCGUUAGUUGAAUGGUUGCUUACAGCUGUAGGCGGAGCAUAUGGAUUUGGUAUUAUUUACAAACAGAUCCAGGACGAUUUGAACGAAUUAUCUAAGAAACAAGCUGUUUCUAUAGCUAUGGUUGUAUUGCAUUUUGUAUUUGUGAUUGGAGUGAGACACAUGAUAUUCUAA
Molecule: messenger RNA, 783 nt
Organism: Eremothecium cymbalariae DBVPG#7215
Lineage: Eukaryota; Fungi; Ascomycota; Saccharomycetes; Saccharomycetales; Saccharomycetaceae
Exons: 1
Coding region: 1-783 (260 amino acids)
Biological process (GO): vesicle-mediated transport
Cellular component (GO): Golgi apparatus
Molecular function (GO): small GTPase binding
Source: RefSeq, a predicted model, not a curated record